AGAUCUAAUGCUUGUUCCGGUCAUGCCUUUUUUAAGGGUUAAUAACACAUUUCCAUCUUUUUUCAGCUUUUUUUUAAUGAAUUAUUUUAAGGCACAUUGUUAAGCCAUGCCUAAAUAAAAGUUGGUGCGGGAAGAGCUUUUACUUUCGUUUUCUCUGAAAUGUAAGUGAUGGGUGUGUUUCGGUGUGUUAUUAGGCAUCUGUAUCAGUUUCUCCUGUUCCUUAUUAGACUUCCUCGUCCUUUUUUCUUCUUCAUUGCGAGGUUGUUCGGCUCUGUGGGUAAAUCUGACAGGUUUCUGAGACACGAUCGGAGUAUGGGGUAUGAGGAGGAAUAUGACUCGACAUGGGAAGACGACAAGGACCAUGAGGAGAACAGAGAGCAUCUGUUGCAGAGGUCAUAUAGUGCAUACAGGAACACAUAUGCUGCAAAAGACAUGCAAAGCUUCAGGCAAAGGUCUAGGGACAUCUUAGAAAUUCUUGAAGACUGGACAGAAGAUAUGAAUGAUGACGAAGACUUACCAAAUCUGCGAUUUUACAGAAAUGAAAACAGGUUCGAGCCUCAUGGUGUGUACAUAGAGGAUUUUCACAAGGACUGGUUUGGUGAUUAUGAAAAUCUGGAAUAUGUGCACUCCUUCAUUCAAUGGAUUUUUCCAAUUCAGGAGAAGGGAAUGAACUAUGCAUCACGUGAACUAAGCCUAACAGAAAUAAAGAUGUUCCGUGAGGAUGAGGAGAUGAAGAAAAGACUGUUGGAGUCUUACAAGCUCAUGUUGGACUUCUACGGCAUACAGCUGGUCAAUGAGGAAACUGGAGAGGUGAAACGUGCAAAAAACUGGAGUGAACGAUUUGAAAACCUAAACAGAAACACACACAACAACCUUCGUAUCACCCGUAUACUAAAGUGCCUGGGUUUACUGGGGUUCCAACAUUAUCAAGCACCUCUGGUUCACUUCUUCCUUGAGGAGACUCUGGUGGAGGAGACACUUCCACGAGUAAAGAAGAGCGCUCUGGACUACUUUAUGUUUGCAGUUCUGGACAAGACUCAGCGAAAAGAUCUGAUCAGAUUUGCCUUCAGGAAAUUUAAGCCCAGAGAGGAUUUUGUGUGGUGUCCUAGGAGGAUUUGUAAUAAAUUCUUAAAGGAAGAAGAAUCACAGAACCUCAAAUUCGAUGCUGGUCCUAAUGAAGGAAUGUCAAAUGAAACCUCUCAGAGCGAUCAGAAUAGCAGUGUCGAAAAUAAAGAAGAAAUUGAAACAGGUGAAGACACAAGUAAUAAUAAACAUCUUAGUAGGAGAAAUGAUGAGAAUGUGCCAGAUGCGUGUCAGGAGUCUGAAAAACAAGCUUCGCCCAUCCCGAUUGCAGGAAAUGCAAACAUAAAUAAAGAUAAUGAAGCUAAGGCAGAAGGUGAUUCUCAGCAUGACAGUCACAUAGCUUCAGAAAUCCAGAACGAUGACGCUAAAGCAAGAAAUGAGAAGAUCCCAAAUUCUGAACCAAUAGCUACAGCAAAGUCAGAUGAGAAUGGCAAUGAUUUUGCCGACCCAUCCAAACAAUCAGAGGUCCUGAAUGGUGCUAAAAACUUUGACGAUAGUGAUGAAAACACACAAACUUCUAAUCACAGCACCACCAGUGAGAAUGCUGCAAAAGGAACACCUCUGUUAAGAAGAAUCUCGGGGAGUGAGGAACAAGAUCAAGGAGAUGAAUUUGAGCAAGGCAAUAAAGAUGAGUUAAUAUCGCAGCUUUCGGAGAGAGAAGAUUCCGAAGAAAACCUGAAGAGUGGCAGUGAAUCGCUAGAAGACAAUGUGGUGAUUGGAAGUGGCACAAACAAUGAGGCAAAUUCUGAAGCACACCAAGAUGCGGAAAAUUCAGCAGAUAUGAAUAGUCAUAAAUAUACUGAAUCAGAUGGAAGCAUCGUGCAGAGUCCGCCAGGAGGAAGGGAACAGCAAAACCCAGGUGAUGAACUGAAAAGAACAAAAGCAGAAGAAGCAGAUGAGAACAAAAAAGAUUCAGUACAUCAAUCUAUGGAAGAUGAUCCUGAAGACAGAAAUACUGAUUUGCGUGUUUGUAAUCCUGUCACAUCAAACAAUGACAAAGGGUUCAGACUCAACUGAUGUUAAGGAUAGAGAGAAUACUGAAUCUGAAGAAGCCAUAGCUCAUAAGAGUGAUGAUAACUCCUCUCAGGUUGUUCCUGGUAAGGAUACAGCGACAGGAGAGGGCUGUAAAGAAAAGUCUGUUGAGGGUGAAAAGACAGAAACUGGCUGUGUGAGAGAUGGAGGAAAUGCAGAAGGGGAAAAUAUUAUUUGACAAGAGAUGUUUUAAGGGCCUUGCUCAGGGGCCCAGCAGGGGCAGUUUAGUGGCCCUGGGAUUUAAUAGUCCAACACAUUUACCACAGAGUUACCAUUACAACACCCUGGAUGAAAAAGCAAUACAAUACUCACCUAUUUUAUUAAACUGAACAAGAGCAAUUAACAGAAAUCUUUUUAUUUUUGUGCUGUGGAUUUCUGCAGAUGUAUUAAUAUCAGAGAGUAGACUAGUAGACUUAAUGUGACAGAAUGUAUGAUUUCUGAUGCUGUUAAAGAAUGUGUGUAAUAAACAGAGCAUGAAGUAAUGACUGUGUCUCCCUUCAGUGCCUCAACAUAUGAGAUAAUAAAAUAUAAAAACCCAGUUAGAAAAAGAUUAGGCCAUCGGGGCCUGUAGAAGUCGUGCUGCACUGGAUUCCUAUCAGAGCUCGCUGUAAUGUCCACCGAAAACACUUUGUGUUAAAUGAGCAUGAUACAGUGGUUGUAGAGAGGUUUGAUCAUUUAAUUUGCUAAAAUGUUCAAUUUCCUCCAGACUGAUGAACAAAUUUGACACUCUGAUAAAUAUUUCUUUUGCACAUUUGAAUGAAAU
Messenger RNA from Hemibagrus wyckioides, 2878 nucleotides. Its product is annotated as opioid growth factor receptor-like protein 1. Gene Ontology annotation, cellular component: membrane. The record is from RefSeq and is a predicted model, not a curated record. The coding region runs from base 169 to 2100 and encodes 643 amino acids. NCBI's taxonomy places the organism in Eukaryota, Metazoa, Chordata, Actinopteri, Siluriformes, Bagridae. Gene Ontology annotation, molecular function: opioid growth factor receptor activity. The transcript has 8 exons.